This is a messenger RNA of Cucurbita maxima (winter squash), 1890 nucleotides long. RefSeq names its product UBP1-associated protein 2A-like. Lineage: Eukaryota; Viridiplantae; Streptophyta; Magnoliopsida; Cucurbitales; Cucurbitaceae. Gene Ontology annotation, molecular function: RNA binding. The coding region runs from base 101 to 1576 and encodes 491 amino acids. The transcript has 2 exons. The record is from RefSeq and is a predicted model, not a curated record.
UACAUUGGUUCCACAUCCUACCCGCUCGCUGUGUUUCUCUGUUCUCUGCAAAACCCUAGACCCCCUCAAAUCUCCUCCUCGGUUUUUCUUCUACUCCUCCAUGGCUAGAAAGCGAAAGCUCGACUCCUCCAAAACCUCCGAGCCGGCCGAGCCUCCCAAAAAGCUCCAACAGCAAGCUCAAGCUGAACUCGACGAGAACAAGCCCCAAGAUGAACCCGCCAAGGACGUCGUUCAUGAGGAUCUAGCGGAAUACGAAGUGGUCGAGGAAGAAGAUGAUGGCGAUCAAGACGAAAACGAGGAGGAUGAUGAUGACGAGGAGGAGGAGGAGGAGGAGGAAGAUGAAGGCGAUGAGACUACUGUCGAUAACCACCAUCAGACCCCUAAUAUUUCAUCCUCCUCAGCUGCUGCUACAACUGCUGCUGCUGACGACGACGACGAGCCCAUUCAAAAGCUCUUGGAGCCUUUCAGCAAGGACCAGCUUAUCAAUCUGCUGCGUGAAGCGGCUGAGAAGCACGCGGAUGUGGAUGGAAGAAUUCGAAUGGUUGCUGAUGCGGACCCAUCCCACCGCAAGAUUUUUGUUCACGGGCUCGGAUGGGAUACCAAUACGGAAACUUUGAACAACGUGUUUAAGCAAUAUGGAGAGAUUGAGGACUCCAAAGCUGUGUGUGAUAAGGUCUCUGGGAAGUCUAAGGGUUACGGUUUCAUCCUCUUCAAGAAGCGUAGUGGGGCUCGAAAAGCACUGAAGGAACCCCAGAAGAAGAUUGGCAAUAGGAUGACUGCCUGUCAGUUGGCUUCGGUUGGGCCUGUUCCAUCGUCGAGUGCGGCGGUAGUAACCCCUCAAGCACCACCUGCUUCGGAAUAUACGCAGAGGAAGAUUUAUGUGAGCAAUGUUGGAGCUGAUGUAGACCCCCAGAAGUUGCUGACUUUCUUUUCCCAGUUCGGUGAAGUUGAUGAAGGACCAUUGGGGCUUGACAAGGUGACAGGCAAGCCUAAAGGUUUCUGUCUAUUUGUGUACAAGACGAUAGAAAGUGCUAAGAGGGCUUUGGAGGAGCCCCACAAGAACUUUGAGGGUCAUAUGUUGCAUUGCCAGAGGGCCAUCGACGGUCCCAAGCCAGGGAAGUCUCAGCACCAGCAUCAUGUACAAAAUGCGCCGUUUCAGAGGAAUAAGAAUCCGAAUUAUGCAGGUGGGGCGGCAUCUGGAUCAGGGCACCUGAUGGCACCUGCAGGGCCUGGUGUUGGUUACAACCAAGGACCUCCUCAAGCAUUGAACCCAGCUCUUGGCCAGGCCCUGACUGCUUUGCUGGCUAGUCAGGGUGCUGGGUUAGGACUAACUAAUUUGUUAGGGACGCUCGGUUCUGCUGCAGGGCUGAAUCCAGCUGUGCAAGGCGGCGGACCUGGAGUACAAAGUGGGUAUGGGAGUCAAGCAAAUAUAAGCCCUGGUGUAAUUGGAUAUGGAAGUCAAAGCGGUGUGCAGGGUGGAUAUCCAAACCAACAGAUGGGACAGGGUGGAACCGUAAGAGGAGGGCAGCAUGGAGUUGGACAGUAUGGUGGUCCUGGCGGUUAUAUGGGGCACUAGUGCCUCGAUUCGAUCUCACUCAUAUGUGCGUCAGUAUUUUUGUACUGAUCAGGUGAUUCUCUGAAGUUUAAGGAGCUGAUGCAAAUGACGUUUUCGACCCUGUUCAUUUAAGCUCCAUUUUAAAUCUGUAGUUUUUGAUCUAUUCAAGAUUUGUUUUAAAUAUUUGGAUCAGUUUUAGUACUUUCAAGUAAAAUUGUGUAAACUCUAGCUCAAUGGUUGACAAAAAAAUAUUUCAAACUCUUUUGUUCCAAUAGUUUUAAUAGAUCUUGCCCAAGACAGUUAAGUUAUGGUUAAUUCUCUUUCAUUGAUUUUGG